Molecule: messenger RNA, 960 nt
Organism: Diversispora eburnea
Lineage: Eukaryota; Fungi; Glomeromycota; Glomeromycetes; Diversisporales; Diversisporaceae
Source: the annotation of a GenBank genome assembly
AUGCCAUAUAUACAAUGGCUGAAUACAUAUUUUGGGCUUUGUAUACAUAAUGACGAAGCUAUAAGCUUUUUUUUAGGAUGCAUUUCAAUAUUUUGUUGGUUAAACGCUCAGUUUCCUUCUGCAGAUGGAUUAAGCUUACCAUUUUUACUAACUUGGUUAUUGGGUGAUCUUACCAACCUUAUUGGCUGCAUUUUAACUAAGCGAUUGGCAUUUCAGUAUUAUCUUGCUGAAUAUUUUUGUGCAGUGGAUUUUGGAUUAUUUUUUCAAUAUUUUUAUUAUACAUGGUAUAAAAAACCAGUAGUAGAAGAUGAAGAUUUAGAAUUUAUAUUUAAUGAAAGCAAUAAUGAAAUGGCUACAAAUGGUGGUAGACCUUUAUCAACAUUAUCACUUAAAGACUCAAUCUUGGAAGGAGCAAAAAAGAAUUAUACGUUUCCCGCAAGGAAGAAAGAAUCAUAUCAACGAGUUACGACGAUUUUUGCUAUCUUUCUUUUUGCAUUUCAUACCACAUCCACAAUAUCAUCAUCAUCCAUUUCAUCCGUUUCCAAAAAUGAAGAUAACAAUAAUAAUGAAUUCACACUAUUUUUAGAAGAGAAUAGAGAUACGAUAGGGAAAAUAAUGGCAUGGUCAUGUACAUUUUUAUAUUUAACUAGUCGAAUGCCACAAAUAUGGAAAAAUUACACCAGAAGAUCAGUAGAAGGUCUUUCUAUAUUUAUGUUCAUUUUUGCAGCUCUGGGUAAUUUAAGUUAUACAUUAUCAAUAUUUACUCAUCCAUUGGCAAAAACCAGUCAAGAAUAUCUUUAUGAGCAAAUCCCUUAUGUAUUAGGAUCAAUUGGAACAUUAGCCUUUGAUGUUACAAUAUUUUUACAAUGGUAUGAAGAAUUUAUUACUUAUAGAGAUAGUAUUAAUUUAAGGGAUUCAAAAGUAUUUAAUUUAUCGGAUGAUGAUGGUUCAAUAGCUUAA